AUGGACUUUCUACAUUCCGCGGGGUUCGCCUCUCAUGUGCAAACCCUGAUGGAUCAAUAUCAUGUUCCAGGUCUGGCUGUUGCGAUUGUGCAAAAUGGAUCAGUUUCAUCAACUGGUUUCGGGAACGCGUCUCUCUCGCCAUUGGAGCCAUGCACAGCAGAUACGGUGUUCGAUAUUGCAUCAUCUUCCAAAUCUUUUACUGCUGGGUCAGUCGCCAUGCUAAUCGACGACAAUGAAAAUUUCCCCGAAGUGCAAUACGAAAGUACCAUGUCUAGUUUGCUACCUGAUGAUUUUGUCAUGUCCGAUACUGAAUACACGAGAAAUGUCACACUGGCUGAUGUCGUGAGCCACCGCAGUGGUCUUCCUUCUCAUGACUUUUCCUACAUGAGUAUACGAGCGGCUCACCCCGACGAUGCUCGCUCAAUUACAAGGAAUUUGAGAAAUCUGCCAGUGGCUGCACCCAUUCGUUCGAAGUACAUGUAUUGCAAUAUGAUGUUCACGGUAUUAUCGUAUCUCGUUGAGGUCAAAAGCCGCCUCAGCUUUUCCGAUUUCCUUGAAAAACACAUAUUCAAACCACUCAAUAUGCAGUCAACUGCUCUCCAACGGAGCGGAGCACGCGCUAAGGGUGUGGCAGACCGAAUUGCAAUGGGGUACUUCUGGGAUGAAGACAACUCGACAUAUGUUGAUUGCCCAAUGCCGGAAAGCCCAGAGGCACAAGGUGCCGGCUCCAUUUUUACAAGUGCGAACGACUUUAUAAAAUGGGUCCAAGCCUUGAUGGACCACAAGGGGACUCCUAUCAAUUCUAAAAUGUACGAAGGUCUUGUAGAAUUGCGAAGCUUUGAGGAUCCCAAUGGAAAGGACGCAGCACCUUUCAAGUAUACUUCCCCUGCGUUCUAUACAGCUGGGAUGGACGUAUAUUACUACAAGGGAUACGUAGUGGUCAGCCAUGACGGUCAUGAUAAUGGAUAUGGUAGUCGCUUUUUCUUUCUCCCCGACAUGAAAUUCGGCGGUGUGAUUGUUGGAAAUUCGGACGGAGCAAAUGACAUGAGUCCUUUUUUGGCCCAGUAUAUGAUCCAGCAAUUCCUAGAGGGGAAUGCAUCCAGCCUAGAUGCAUUAAAUCAGAAUCCGGCGGAGGCUGCCGCUCAGAGUGAGAUGGAGCAAAAAUUCGACCAUAUGAGAGCCACAUCCACGCCGCAGGAAACUCCUCUUCCAACCUACGUAGGUAAUUAUUCGAACCCGGGUUAUCACGAGAUGAAUGUUCAAGUGAAGGAUGGCAAGCUUUUCAUCGAUGCUACCGACCGAUCGAUGGGUUUUACCCUUACGUUUGAACAUGUUGCAAACCAGACGGAAUAUAUAGCUCAUAUAAGUGACUGGCAAGAAGGCGGGGAUGAUCCUGUGAAAGCCAGAUUUGUUUUUGAGGGCAAGGAAGUGGUGAAAAUGGGGCUGGAUCUUGAGGAAGAUCUGGACGAUUUGAUUUGGUUUGUCAAGGAAACAAAGUGA
Talaromyces proteolyticus is the source of this 1500-nucleotide messenger RNA. Its product is annotated as beta-lactamase family protein. The record is from RefSeq and is a predicted model, not a curated record. The coding region runs from base 1 to 1500 and encodes 499 amino acids. NCBI's taxonomy places the organism in Eukaryota, Fungi, Ascomycota, Eurotiomycetes, Eurotiales, Trichocomaceae. The transcript is spliced from 2 exons.